Messenger RNA from Heterocephalus glaber (naked mole-rat), 3685 nucleotides. It is a transcript of the gene Slc35f5, whose product is annotated as solute carrier family 35 member F5. Gene Ontology annotation, cellular component: membrane. The record is from RefSeq and is a predicted model, not a curated record. NCBI's taxonomy places the organism in Eukaryota, Metazoa, Chordata, Mammalia, Rodentia, Bathyergidae.
UGGUCCGUUCUCUUCCUUCUUCCCGGCUCUCCUGGGCGAGUGGAGCUGAGUGGCAUCGGUGGCUUUGCCCUGAGGGGCACCACGGCUUCAGAGGCUCGUCCUCCAGCGAGGCCCUAUGUCGGGUGCCGUGACGGCUGUCUGAGUGCGGGGCCUCGGCCGGGCGCUGGGCGGCGGCGGCGGGGCCGGCCGGUCCGCUCAUGGUGCCACCACGACGCCAUCGCGGGGCAGGAAGGCCAGGUGGGCUGAGUUCUUCACCUCCUUUUAGACUGAGAUCUGCCCGAUUUUUAGGCAUUGCUUUUGAAGAUCUCAAAGAGGCCCUUAAAGCAAGACUGCAAAUGGUGUGUGUAUUUAUCAUGAACCGAAUGAAUUCCCAGAACAGUGGUUUCACUCAACGCAGGCGGAUGGCUCUUGGGAUUGUUAUUCUCCUGCUGGUUGAUGUGAUAUGGGUUGCUUCCUCAGAGCUUACUUCGUAUGUUUUCACGCAAUACAACAAACCAUUUUUCAGCACCUUUGCAAAAACAUCUAUGUUUGUUCUGUACCUUUUGGGCUUUAUUAUUUGGAAGCCAUGGAGGCAACAGUGUACAAGAAGAUUUCGAGGAAAACAUGCUGCUUUUUUUGCAGAUGCUGAAAGUUACUUUGCUGCUUGCACAACAGAUACAACUAUGACUAGUUCUUUGAGUGAACCACUGUAUGUUCCUGUGAAAUUUCAUGACCUUCCAAGUGAAAAACCUGAGAACACAAAUAUUGAUACUGAAAAAACUCUCAAAAAGUCUCGAGUAAGGUUUAGUAAUAUCAUGGAGAUUCGGCAGCUUCCAUCAAGCCACGCGUUAGAAGCAAAGUUGUCUCGAAUGGCCCAUCCUACUGUGAAAGACCAAGAAUCCAUAUUGAAAACUGUGGGGAAGCUGACUGCAACUCAAGUAGCAAAAAUUAGCUUUUUUUUUUGCUUUGUGUGGUUUUUGGCAAAUUUGUCAUAUCAAGAAGCACUUUCAGACACACAGGUUGCUAUUGUGAAUAUUUUGUCUUCAACUUCUGGACUUUUUACCUUAAUCCUGGCUGCAGUGUUUCCAAGUAACAGCGGAGAUAGAUUUACGCUUUCUAAACUACUAGCUGUAAUUUUAAGCAUUGGAGGUGUUGUGUUGGUAAACCUGUCAGGGUCUGAAAAGUCUGCUGGAAGAGAUAUGAUAGGUUCCAUUUGGUCUCUUGCUGGAGCCAUGCUCUAUGCUGUGUACAUUGUUAUGAUUAAAAGGAAAGUAGACAGAGAAGAUAAGUUGGAUAUUCCAAUGUUCUUUGGUUUUGUAGGUCUUUUUAAUCUGCUACUCCUGUGGCCAGGUUUCUUUUUACUUCAUUAUACUGGAUUUGAGGACUUUGAGUUUCCUAAUAAAGUAGUGUUAAUGUGCAUUAUCAUUAAUGGCCUUAUUGGAACAGUUCUUUCAGAGUUCCUGUGGUUGUGGGGCUGCUUUCUUACCUCAUCAUUGAUAGGUACCCUUGCACUCAGCCUUACAAUACCUCUGUCCAUAAUAGCUGAUAUGUGUAUGCAGAAGGUGCAGUUUUCUUGGUUAUUUUUUGCAGGCGCUAUCCCUGUAUUUGUUUCAUUCUUUAUUGCAACUCUCUUGUGCCAUUAUAAUAAUUGGGAUCCUGUGAUGGUAGGAAUCAGAAGAAUUUUUGCCUUUAUAUGCAGAAAACAUCGAAUUCAGAGAGCUCCAGAAGACAGUGAACAGUGUGAGAGUCUCAUUCCUAUGCAUGGUGUUUCUCAGGAGGAUGGAGCUAGUUAGCCGUUUAGUUCAGCCUGGUGGUGGAAUAUUAUACAGCGAAGAGACAAUCUCUGGCAAGUUUUUGUAGAAAAAUGUUUCAGUGCCUAGUCUGAGAAAUAACAGUUUCAGUUCUUUGAAACUCUAAAAUAUAUUUUCCUCAUGUCUGUGUUCUUCAUUUUCAUAAUGAAGUAUUUUGCUAUGUAGCUGUGUACAUAUCACUACAAUUAUAGGAAGUUCCAGACCACAGUCCAUCUAAAGGACUACCCUGCCUUACAUAUCUCAAGGACUUCAGUUGAAGAAAUCACUUGACUAAUCAGAGAAUAAAAUCCUAAUGUUCUGAAGACUUUAUUUUCACAUAUUUGUUAAAUGCUGGACUAUAUUAUAAAAAUGUUUUCAAGAAAUCAUUUAAGUAUGUAGAUCAGUAUUUCUGACAGGUAAAAUGAUUAACAUAAACAGCCUCUAAUAGGCAUGGAUUAUAUUUUUGAGUUUUGUAGAAUAUUGCAAAUUAACUACACAGAAAAAAUGUUUAUGUAACAAGUGUGUAUGUUCAUGCAAAUUUGGUGGAACUUUAAAGAGAAUAAAUAUUUGAGAAAAGAUCUGGUACAGUUAUACUACAUAUACUGUAUUCUUUCAUAGCAUUAGGUGCCUUAUAUUUUAAAAAUGUGACAAACUAUGACAAAUUUUGAAGGGGGAAUAUUAUAAAAUGAAGCACUGUAUUUCUAAUUGCUAUAAAUUUAAUUGAUAAAACUCUGUUUAAUUUAGAGUUUUAUAGAAAUAUUCUAUCUUCAAUUAAGAAAUUUUCAUAAUGGAAUGAUUAAAUUGAAGUGAUAGAGGAUUAUUAAAAUAAAAUGUUUAUAUAUGUGUUUGUAUAUCAUAGAUGUAUCAGAUGUAUCAUAGAUUUCACAUUGUAUAAAUAUCCCAAAUUACUCCAGAACUGUAUGCUUCUUUAAAUAAUUUGUUUUCCUAAGUAAAUUUUUAGUGUAUAAAACAUCAAAAAAAGAAAGUUAAGGAGGCAUUCUACUUUUAAAAUUACAUUUGAAUUUUUCUUUUGCCAGUAUUAAGACAAGUAUAAAAUACUCCUAAUUGCAACUCUUAAAUAUGUGCUUACCCAUCGGCUCCUGGACUCUGUUCGCUAUCAGUGAGCAUAUGUGUUAGGGUCUGCAGGUUUUUGAUUACUCAUAAUCCAUUCCCUUUUCAAGUUUUGUGAGAAUAGUUUAGUUCUCUUUAAAAUUUUUUAAUGAAUCUAAUUUUUAAAAAUUCUCUUUGCAGAGACCCACUUCUGUUUGUCUUAUUUAUAGCCUUAAAGUUGUUUGUUGUUACCCUGAGUCUAAAAUGAAGUUUAGCCAUCUUUCUGAGUAGUCCUGAGAAUUUUUAUAUUAAUUUAAGAGAUUGUGAUAUUAAACUUAAAAACAGGCAGCUUUGUCUUCUCAUUUGGUGUCACCAAUAAUUCUUAACCUAAAAGUAAUGUUGAUUUUGUUACUCUUUGACCUAUUUGGCUUGACAGGAUAGAGGCAUGUAAGACAUACGGACUUUUAAGGAAUUUUUUUAAAAAUAGGAACUUACUGAAAAAACAUUUCAGUACUCAGAGACUAAUUCUGGUUGAAGUUUAUUUGUUCUUUGUUUUUGCCAUUUAACAGGUCACAGAGAUCUUUUUAUAGGGCAAAAUAGUUAAGGCAAAGGAGCUAAAACUAAAAUUUUAAAAUAAUUCUUCAAAUAUGGUAAGAGGUGUAACUUAGGUUUUUAUUUUUUUGUUCACGUGCACUAUUCUCACAUCACACAGAUCAUGUGUCGUUACUUAGGAUUCUAGAACUAGUUAGGAAGUAUUUGUUAAUAUGCUGGACAGAUCUCCAGAGGGACUUCUCUGCUAGGCUGCUGCUUUUUAAUCCAAGAACUGCUUCAGAAGGAAGUGCCAUUAAAUUGGUUGAGAGUGUGAA